This is a messenger RNA of Dictyostelium discoideum AX4, 2484 nucleotides long. RefSeq lists its product as hypothetical. The record is from RefSeq and is a predicted model, not a curated record. The coding region runs from base 1 to 2484 and encodes 827 amino acids. The transcript has 2 exons. NCBI's taxonomy places the organism in Eukaryota, Evosea, Eumycetozoa, Dictyosteliales, Dictyosteliaceae.
AUGUUUAGAAUACUAUUAAAUGGUAUUGCAAAAAAACCAAGCCAAUUAAUUGUUACUAGUAAUAGUGGUGGUACUAUUUUUGCAAAUAGCGGUAAUAAUAAUAACAAUAAUAACAAUAAUAAUAAUAAUAAUAAUGGUUUAUCUUUUUUAAAUUUAUUUGGAAAUAACACCGAUAGCCAAUCCAAUAAUACUACAAUAAAUAAUUUUAAAAAUGCAUAUAGAAAUUUCUAUAAACUUCAUUAUUCCACAUUAAAUAAAAAGUCAUCAUCAUCAUCAUCAAAUUCUAAACAAACAUCACAAACUAGCAACGAUAGCAACAAGAAUAAUAGUAGUAGUAGUAGUGGUAAUAAUAAAAAUAAUAAAAAUAAAAAGAAUUAUACAGUAAGAAUAAUAAAUAAUUUUGAAGUAAAGAAAAUUACAAAACAAAUUGAAUUGGAACCAUUUAAUAUUGAAAAUUAUCAAAAACUAUCAGAAUUAUUAGGAGCAAGAGAUGUUGCAAUCGUUAAUGGUAGAGAGAUUGGACAAUUGGAAAUAUUUUUAGAGAUAUUAAAUAUUGAGCCAAAACAAGCCUUCAUUCAUUACUUUUUAUAUAGUUGGUUGAAAGAUAUUGAAGAGUGUGACGACGAUUACGUAUUGACAUUACUAGACGGUACAACAAAAUUCACAUUGAAGGAGUUGUUGAUUAAAGAGAUUGAAAUCAGUCCAUCAUUUACACCACCCUAUAUUAAAUUAACAAAUUAUCAAUCGACAAUGUUACAAGAUAGAAUUGUGCUACCAAUAUUAAUGAAUGAUAAUAGAUUCCAAUGGGUUGGUUUAAACAAGUUGGAAUUGUUUUUAAAGGUUUUAGAUAUGGAGCCAGGUAAUUUAGUAGCCAAUCAUAAUUUAGCAACCUUUUUAUUAGUUAACAACCUUGGUGAAAUUCAAAUGAUGAAUGGUGAUAAACUUUCAACAUUUGAAAUUUGUAAAAACAAUUAUCAGUUAAAUAAAAAUACAACACCAUUCUCUUCAAUCUAUUUAUCUGAACAACCUGAAAUUACACCACAACAAUCGAUUAAAAUUUUAACUGAAGCAAUUUUACAAUUUCCAAAUGAACCAACUUUAUAUUUAAAAUUAUCAAAUAAAUUAUUAAAUAAUUAUGAUUUAGUUAUAAUUGAUAAUGGUGAUGGUGAUGAUGAAAAAUCAAUAAAAUUAAAUAGAUUACAAUUACUUGGUAUUGCAAUUUCGAUACAAGAGCAGUAUAUAAUCGAUAAUAGUAAUAUUCAAACAAUUCCAAAUAGUUUUGCAGAAUCUUAUUUUAAACUUGGCUGUUAUUUAGAGAAUAGAAAUCAAUCAAUUAAAUCAGUAGAUAGUAAUGGUAAUUUCAAUUGUUCAUGGAAUAUAAUAUCAUCAUUUACAAGAGCAUUAGAAAUUAAUCCAAAUCAUUUAGAAUGUAAAAAAUUAUUAAUUCAAUCGAUUGAUAAUAAAGAGGUUGUAUUAAUUGGUUCAAAAUCUUACUCUAAAUUAGAUUUAAUUUAUUCAAUGAUUGAAUCUUCAAAACAAAAUUCAACCACUGAUUAUUAUAAAUUCAUUUUCUCUUCAUUAUCAAAUUAUUAUAAAGAAAUUGAUCAUCAAAAAUAUUUAAAAUUUAAAAAUUUAUUAAAUAAUGAAAUUGAAAAAAGAAAAUUAAAACUUAUAAGAUUAAUAAACCAAUAUCCAUUCUAUAGUGAAUAUUAUCAUUUAUUAUAUCAAGAAAUGAAUAAAGAUGAAAGUGUAUUAUUAAAAGGUAAAACCAACAACAAUAACAAUAACAAUAGCAAUAACAACAACAGCAAUAAUAAAAACAAUAAUAAAAAUAACAAUCAAGUAACAAUGAAUAGAAUAGAUGUAUUAUUAAAAUCAAUUGAAUUAGAUCCAAAUAGACCAAUGUUAUAUUAUCAAUUAUCAGAGGAAUUAGAUGAUGAUUUAUCAACUAUAACAUUAUUAGAUGGUGUAUCGGUGAUGAAUAAACAAGAAUUACUAUUGAAAGAGAGUCAAAUUAAUCCAAACUUUUCAAAGACUUAUUACGCUUUAUCAAAAUUAAUUCGUGAAGAUAAUGAAGAUGAUGUUAGAAAUAAAAUUGAAUUCCUUAGUGUCGCACUAUCAUUAGAUACAAAGUAUAGUCCAAACCUUUAUUUAGAAUUGGGUUUAUUAAUGAAAAGAUAUAAUAUCGAUUCAUUUAAAUCACAAUUAUCAAGAAAACAAAUGUUUAUAAAAUCCUUGGAACAAGAGGACCAAUGUUUAUCCGAUUUUUCAAAUGCUAAAAACUCAUUGGCUUGGUAUCAUUUAGCUAUGGAAAUGAAUGACCAUGAGCUUUGUUUAGGUAAAACUAAAAAAGAUAUCAUCUCUUUGAUCGUCAAUAAAUUAGAUCCAAAUUUUACCCUUGCUCGUUUAGAAUUUUUAAAGUUUGAAAUUAAUGGUAUAAUUAUUAAAAAUCAAAACAAUCAAUUAGAUACUGUUACUAUGUAA